AUGUCUAAUUCAACUUCAUCUUCAACAACUCUGCUGGGUUCAACCAGUACAACAAUAUUAUCAUCUCUCAGCUCAUCAUCGUCGUCAUCAUCUAGCAGUGAGAAACAGGCCACAAGUUCAAGCAUAACGUCAAUAGUGACACCAAGUUUGUCUGCUCUGGAUAACUCUACAAUCACUGACACGUCAAGUUCAAAUUCAACAUUAUCAUCAGCAAGCUCCUCAGAUGAUUCAUCUGCAAGAUUAUUUCAUACUCAUGACUCUUCUACUCUGAACUCUUCAUCAAUAACAUCUAGUUCGUCUAUAUCAUCAUCCUCAUUACCCUCAUUAUCCUCAAGUUCAGAAGAGUCAUCCUCAUUCCAUUUACAUUCACUGCCCAAGCUGUCUACAGACUCUUCAUCCUCAUCAAAGACCUCAUCACCUUCUGAAAGCAGUUCUAUAACAUCAACUGUAUUCUCAUCAUCACCAUCAUCAUCAGUUAUCCCUGAAAGUACAACUUCUUCUCCAACAUAUACUGAAGCUUCAUCCUCAGCAUCACCAACAACAACACAAGGUUCAACAACUUUUGUAUAUACCCAAAUCUAUUGUCUUACAGAUGAAAGCACAACAAUAACAACAGCUUUACCGGUCUCCACUGUUUUACAAGAUCCUUCCACAUUUUCAUAUUCAAGUGGUUCAACAAAGACUACAGAUUUAUCAUAUUUUGCAAACUCUAUACCGGGUUUCAGAACUUCAACUUCAAGUUCAGAUGAUAAUUCUGGCUCAACAAAGGGGAAAAUUGCAGGUUCUGUUGUUGGUUCCGUUGCUGGUGUUUCAAUUAUAUUGUUUUUAUUGUGGUUUUUCGUUUUCAGAAAGAAGAGAUUUGGUGGUAAUCAUUCAGAGAAGGGUUCUUUUACACAUUCUAUUACAUCAACAAGGAGAUUAGAUGAUGAAUAUGGAUUUGAUGAUAGUCAUAAUUAUGAUUAUAGUGAAAAACCUCAACAUUCAAGACCUUCAUUCCUAAGUGGUGUUUUAUCAAAAUUCAAAAAACCAGCAACAAAUACAAGUCAAGACCAUUAUUAUCAUUCACAAAUACAACAUCAUGAUACCCCACCACAAGAUACACAAGAUUUAGAUGGUCUUGGUUCAUUACGCUCAAGUAUUUUAAGAGGACAACAAAUACCCAAUGAAAGAACUCCAAUAACAUCAACAAUGACAACAAAUAACACAAUACCUACAACAAGACCAUCACAUUACCAAUCAUCUUCAUCACCAUCAUCAUCAUCCUACCCACAAAAUAAUACCCAACUAAGAACAAUAGAUACAGUUUAUGAAGAAACUGAAUCAGAAAACUCUACAAUUUCAAGACCAAAUCAUAGAUUAAGUUCAAGAAAUUUAGGGAACUCAGCAAGAUAUCAAAAUGCAGGAUUAACAAACUAUAUGUUACAAAAUCCAUUUGAUGAAUCCAUUGGAAUUAAAAAACCUCCACCUCCUCCACCUCCCCCAAAAAGACGUGCAAAUUCUUAUAAUGUUGUUGAUGCGAAUAAUAGAUUUAGUGUUGAAUCUAAUGGGUCAAGCUUGACUGAAGAUACUGAUAGCUCAAGUACUGAUGAAUCUUUGGGUUCCAUACAGAUGGGUGAUGGCGGUGAUGCUAGAGAUGAUCAACGUGCUGGGUUUUUCAAAGAGAUUGUUUGA
Molecule: messenger RNA, 1671 nt
Organism: Hansenula anomala
Lineage: Eukaryota; Fungi; Ascomycota; Saccharomycetes; Phaffomycetales; Wickerhamomycetaceae
Gene: TDA7
Product: Tda7p
Exons: 1
Coding region: 1-1671 (556 amino acids)
Source: RefSeq, a predicted model, not a curated record